ACGUAGGUCUAGUACGCCGACCAUAUAUCUUCCUAUAUUCUUCUUCCCUAUCUUCAUCUUCAUCUUCAUCUUCAUUCUUCAUUCUUCAUUCUUCAUUCUUCAUUCUUCAUUCUUCAUUCUCCACACUUCCUCAAUUCCAACCUGAAGUAUCACCCUCCUCCCAUCUCUCCUUCUCUCCUCUCCUCUCCUCUCCUCUCCUCCUCUCCUCCUCUCCUCCUCUCCUCCCCUCCUCCCCUCCUCCCCUCCUCCUCUCCUCUCCUCUCCUCGCAUUCGCGUCCAACCUACACAGACCUCGACCCAUCCUCCCGGGUUGAUCGAGGCCCCGUUCGAACCACCUCCUACCCUCACCGACCAAAACACCAGAUCAACCGCCGCCAUGUCCCCAAACAUCUACUUCAGCUUCCCCUCCAACGCCCUCAUCCAAUUCCCCCCCUCCUCCGACCCCUCCACCCUUCCCCCUCCCCCGCGGGCACCGCCUCCUUCGCCCCCCCCUUCACCAUCCCCGCCAGCAUCUACAACUCCGCCUACGACGCCCGCGUCCCCCUAACCAUCGCCUCCGUCUACGCCGUCACCGUCGUGACCCUCAACAAGGUCAACGCCGCGCGCGGCAACAAGCCAUGGGCCAUCUCCAAGACCGCCGCCUUCCGCUGGCUCGUCGUCCUCCACAACGUCCUCCUGGCCCUCUACUCCGCCUGGACCUUCGUGGGGAUGUACAAGGGCCUCUCGCGCACCAUUCCCUCCGUCUACGGCCCCGACGGCGUCAUCGGCGUCGUCGACUCGCUGUGUAAGCUGCACGGCCCCGCCGGCACGGAGAACGCUAUCGCCUACUCGCCUGGCACGUCGUCGUGGCAGGAUGCCCCUGGUCUUGAGGGCGGCAGGCUGUGGAAUGAGGGAUUGGCGUUUUAUGGAUACUUCUUCUACCUGUCCAAGUUCUACGAGGUCGUUGAUACGGCUAUCAUUCUCGCCAAGGGGAAGCGCAGUUCUACGCUCCAGACUUACCACCACGCCGGCGCUAUGCUCUGCAUGUGGGCUGGGAUGCGCUUCAUGACUCCCGCUAUCUGGAUGUUCUGCUUCUUCAACUCCGGCGUCCACGCCCUGAUGUACACAUACUACACCAUAACCUCCUUCUCCGUCCGCGUCCCCAAGGCCAUCAAGCAAACCCUCACCACCCUCCAAAUCUCCCAAUUCAUAAUCGGCGUCUACUACGCCGCCGCACACUCCUUUGUCUCCUACGACAUCCCCGCCUCCUCCACCUCCGCCAGCUCGCCCUCCGCAUUCCCCGCACCCUCACCAAACCGCAAGGUCCUCUACGCCGGACCUGCUGGAGCGGCGGACCAGAAGUACGAGACGGUCAGCUGUAUCAACACCAGCGGCCAGACGUUCGCGGUGUGGUUGAAUGUGUUUUACCUGGGCCCGCUGAUGUAUCUGUUCAUGCGCUUCUUUUAUCGCUCGUAUAUCCGUCGCGCGUCGCCGAGGGUUGCCGGGGGAAAGGGGGCCGCUGCUGCGGCGGCGGUGGUGGGGGCUGGGAAGGGGGGUAAGAGGGUGUAAGAACGCGAAGAUGAGGAAUGAUGGUUUGAAGGUUGAGAUGGGUGGUGCUUCUGAGGGUGCAGCCGGGAGAUUGGGAAGCGAGGUUGAGAAGCUAAGGGGUUGCUCGAGAUUGAAUGCACCUCCGUCGCGGAGCGGAUAGACCGGCUCGUGCAGGAUGGAAGACCGCCACGGUGGGAGCGGAGGAGGACACGGGGAGUCGGAGCAUGGCAUUGCAGGCGUUAUUCCGGGUCAACAAAAACUGAUCAUGUGUGGAACGGUAGAGGUGAACUGCAGGUAGAAAUCUACAGCACACACAGACAAACAACGAUGCUUGGUAUAGUUGAAUCCCUUCGUUUUAAUGUCUAC
Messenger RNA from Pseudogymnoascus destructans, 1893 nucleotides. RefSeq lists its product as uncharacterized. Lineage: Eukaryota; Fungi; Ascomycota; Leotiomycetes; Thelebolales; Thelebolaceae. Gene Ontology annotation, biological process: sphingolipid biosynthetic process; fatty acid elongation, saturated fatty acid; fatty acid elongation, monounsaturated fatty acid. The record is from RefSeq and is a predicted model, not a curated record. The coding region runs from base 709 to 1548 and encodes 279 amino acids. Gene Ontology annotation, cellular component: endoplasmic reticulum membrane. Gene Ontology annotation, molecular function: fatty acid elongase activity. The transcript is spliced from 2 exons.